Coccidioides immitis RS is the source of this 1263-nucleotide messenger RNA. RefSeq lists its product as uncharacterized. Bases 1 to 1263 code for a protein of 420 amino acids. The record is from RefSeq and is a predicted model, not a curated record. Gene Ontology annotation, molecular function: RNA polymerase II cis-regulatory region sequence-specific DNA binding; DNA-binding transcription factor activity, RNA polymerase II-specific. Gene Ontology annotation, biological process: regulation of transcription by RNA polymerase II. NCBI's taxonomy places the organism in Eukaryota, Fungi, Ascomycota, Eurotiomycetes, Onygenales, Onygenaceae. The transcript has 3 exons.
AUGUCAACCUCUCCCUAUCCAACUCCUCCUCAGACCGAUAUUCACAGCCAGACACUGUCCGCUCAUACGUCGGCGAUGGGUGGGCUUGAUCUGCUGGGCUGCCUUCCGAGCCAGCAGCUCCCCAUCUGUGCACCAGGACAUUCUCUCCUUCCGUCCGCAAUCAGCUGGUCAACCGACCCCAGCGCUGCGCAUUGCUAUUCCAAUCCAUCUCCAAACCUGGGUGAAUACCAGGGUUUAGGAAUCUAUGAAAGCUUCAACACAAUUGCGACGACGAAUUCACCUUUCAUUGCUCCUAACACCCAUGCGACCAUUCCUAAUGCCUUCCUCAGCCCUCCUUCUCUACCUCGAAAACCAACCCACGUUAUGUAUCAACGUACACCGAUACUGGAAGACAUGGGCCUACAUUACCAGUCGAUCCCGGCGACCAGGCAAUCUACAACACCAAGUAAGAAGGUGAAGAUCAGCCAUGAUGGUGAAGCAAGCCAGAUCAAUGUUCAGAGGACUUCUAUCCAAGAAGAUCCUUUGCCAUACCAAUACGAAACAUACUCGGACCCUGCGGAGUGCAAUGAGGAUCCGACCACCACAUUACUCGAAUUGGACAACAACAUCAAGAGGCCUGUGCCUGAUAACAGGAUUACGGGGGAGCCCCGCCGUUUGCAGAACGAGGCGACGAACACCGCCCAAGCCAGCUGUCCAACUGCUGUUUCAACUAGCAGGAAAAGGAAGCAGGCGCGGAAGGCUAGAACCGCGAAGAAAGGCAAAUUUGAAUGCCCGAAAUGCGGCAUGCAGUUUACGAGAAAUUCCAAUUGCAAGUCGCAUAUGAAGAUACACGACCCGGAUCGAAAAUACCCCCAUAAGUGCACUUUUGGACAGUGUACGAAGCAGUUUAGUCGCAAGACUGACCUGACUCGACAUGUCGAUAGUGUGCAUGAAAAGCUCCGUAGAUUUGGCUGCUCUGAGUGCGGACAUCGUUUUGCGCGACAAGAUACGCUACGACGACAUUGUGAAGAUGGAUGCAGGAAACAACAGCGUCAGGCCCAGCGCGCUGCUGCGGCAGCUGCAGCUGUAACGUCUGUUUCAUCCGCGCUGUCCUACCAUGUUACUCCAGUCUCAUACCAGCAACCUGCAUCGCCCUCUCCAUGCCGAGAGCUAAAUUCAGAACACCAUCAACAUCCCCAUUCCCACCAACCGCAGAUCAGCAACGCCCUUAUGCGAUCAGCGUUAUUUGACAAUGCACACAAUGCUUUUUCACAAUAUACAUGA